AACUGUGUCUGUGUGUGAAGUGCUUCGAGAAAUGGACGAGGAUCCCGAUGAGAUGGAAGUGAACAAAGACGAGAUUCCAGCAGAAACAACUUUGCGGAAGAACGGAACCCGAGAACUUCCUAUCCGAGACGACGCGUUGCGCUCCGCCCUACAAGAAGAACUGAGCGCCAUCCACGAGAAGACUGAGGCCAAGAGGAUCGCCCGCAUCGCCCUCGCCGAAAUCAAAGCCUUUCUCGCCGACGAGGACCAAGGCAGGGAGACGGCCUGGCAACUCAAGAUGAAGACGCUGGAGGUCACCCAGGAGCAGCUUAAGCUUCAAAAGGAGAGGAUAGCGGUGGAGACGGAGCGCAUGGAGGUAGAGAAAAAGAGGAUGGAGGUGGAGAGAAAAAGAAUGGAGUGGGAGAGGGCCGAGAAGGAAAGGAUGGAACGGGAGGAGGCUGAGAGCGAGAGAAGGGAGCGGGAAAAGGCCGAGAGGGAAAGGACGGAGCGGGAGAAAGCUGAGAAAGAGAGAAGGGAGCGGGAAAAGGCCGAGAAGGAAAAGUCGGAGCGGGAGAAGGCUGAGAGGGAAAGGAUGGAGUUGGAAAAGGCGGAGCAAGCGAAACUUGCUUCACAGAAAGCCAAGCAGGAGCAGGAACAGCUUGAAAAGAAAGAGAGGGAGCGCUUGGUUUGGGAACAAGAGGCCACCAAAGAAAGGGAAGAGAGGGAGCGCUUGGCCGCAGAGAAGAGCGAGCGGGAAAGAAAAGAAAGGGAGCGACUACAGAAGGAACAGAUGGCCAAAGAGCGGGAAAGGAUGGAGAAAGAAAAGCUGGAGCAGGAACGGGAGAAAGCCGAGAGGGAAAGGCAAGAAAAAGAAAGAGCGGAGAAAGAAGUCCUCGCGAAAGAGAGAGCCCGGCUGGCUCAGGAGAAAGAGAAAGCGGCCAGAGAGAAGGAGCUGCGUCUUUCUCGGGAGAAGGCCGCCCGGGAGAAGACGGAGCCGGAGCGGCCCGACGCGAGGAAAGCAAAUAGCACUCAGACCCCGGAGGAGAAAAUUCAGCGAGCCGGCGUGACGGCGGUCAGGAGGGAAAAGGGCGUGGUUGCCGACAAAAUGGCCGCCAGUGGGAGGAAGAAGUAAACCCUUCUUUUGCACAUGUUUGGACUCUUCUUAUUUUUUGUCUCUGGUGAGGCAGUGGCUGUGUUUAGAAUCAGUGGACUCGAUAUUUGGUUUAG
Molecule: messenger RNA, 1206 nt
Organism: Hippocampus comes (tiger tail seahorse)
Lineage: Eukaryota; Metazoa; Chordata; Actinopteri; Syngnathiformes; Syngnathidae
Product: vicilin-like seed storage protein At2g18540
Exons: 3
Coding region: 32-1111 (359 amino acids)
Source: RefSeq, a predicted model, not a curated record